Messenger RNA from Plenodomus lingam JN3, 1119 nucleotides. Lineage: Eukaryota; Fungi; Ascomycota; Dothideomycetes; Pleosporales; Leptosphaeriaceae. The record is from RefSeq and is a predicted model, not a curated record.
AUGGCAAUGGCCGUCGACAAUCGUCAACAGUCCCAGCUCAACGGUCUGGGCUACGAACACAUGCGCUAUCCAGCACCAGCACCACACUUCACCAACCCAUGGGUAUCCGCCGCACCCCCGCAACAGCAAAUGUACUCGACCUCAGUCUCGCCCGCCGUCUCUGCUGGACUCGAGCAAAGGCCUACGAGCAUUGCCAUUCCCUACCAUGGCAUACCCAUCACAGCCCCUCCCAUGGGACAAGGUAUUAUUCUCCCGGAUGGCAACUUCGCGACCACAAACUUACUCGAUGCUUCUCAAGAUCUCCUGUCGCGAAGUUAUGGUUAUGCCUCGUCCGCGUCUCCCAACAACCAAACGUAUGCCCCCACAUCGGCUCCCUACACUCAGGUGGAAUAUGGCACGGCAGAGAGCAGCCAAUACGCAUACCAGCAGGAUGCCUCUCGCCGGUCUUCACAUUCGUCAGUCCCCUCCUUUGCAUUCUGUGAAUCCACGGAUUCACAGAGGCAACGCCAAAGUGCACUAGUUGACUUUUGCAGAAUGAACGCACAGCCACCCCGCACCAGUUUUAGCGACGCCCUGGAUGCCAGUCGCGGCAUGGUCUCCCUCAGCCAAUCUGACAUCACCCCAAGAAACAUCUACGGCUCCCACGGCACCAGCCGCAGCUCGACCGAUUCGUAUGGCUUCCCGUCGACACAUUCCGCACACUCGUCGAUAUCCUCGGCCAGCUAUGGUGCGAAUGGCUACUACGCUGGAGACGGCUCCGUGACCGACUACAGCUCCGCCUCCGAGUCCGUCGACUUGGCCAGCUCGCGAACCCUUCCCCGCCCAAACGCAUUGCUGGGCGCAAGCAUGCCUCCGGCCCCGCAAUCCAUGAUGGGCCAGUUCAGCUCCAAGGUUUCGUCGAGCUCGCAGAAGAAGCACAAGUGCAAGAUUUGCGACAAGAGGUUCACCCGCCCAAGUUCGUUGCAAACGCACAUGUACAGCCACACUGGAGAGAAGCCAUUUGCGUGCGAAGUGGAUGGCUGUGGACGUCAUUUCUCUGUUGUCUCCAACCUAAGGAGACACCGAAAAGUGCACAAGAACGAUGGCGGCAUGGACCAUCCUUCGCCCGAGGAGGCUUGA